GACCUUUCAGGCACUGCGGGGACGCCUUUCCGAGGGCUCGGCUCGGUGCGUCCGGGGGCGCGCACGCCUCCCGGCUCCCGGGCCGCAGAGGGGGCGGGGCGGGACGUGCGGGGGCGCGCACGCAUCCGGCUCGCGGUGCGCGCGCAGGUCGGUGCGUCAGUCGGGGGCGCGCUCGGGUAACCUGUACCCCCACGUAGUCGCCGGUUACCGAUCGGACUAAGUUCCAGUGGUGAUUUGCAAGUCAAGCUAAAAUGUCCCCAGAAGUGGCCUUGAACCGAAUUUCUCCAAUGCUCUCCCCAUUCAUAUCUAGUGUGGUCCGCAAUGGAAAAGUGGGACUGGAUGCUACGAGCUGUUUGAGGAUAACUGACUUGAAGUCUGGCUGCACAUCAUUGACUCCUGGACCCAACUGUGACCGAUUUAAACUGCACAUACCAUAUGCUGGAGAGACAUUAAAAUGGGAUAUCAUUUUCAAUGCCCAAUACCCAGAGCUGCCCCCUGAUUUCAUUUUUGGAGAAGAUGCUGAAUUCCUGCCAGAUCCCUCGGCUCUGCAUAACCUUGCCUCCUGGAAUCCUUCAAAUCCUGAAUGUCUGUUACUUGUGGUGAAGGAGCUCGUGCAGCAAUACCACCAGUUCCAAUGCAGCCGUCUCCGGGAGAGCUCCCGCCUCAUGUUUGAGUACCAGACGUUACUGGAAGAGCCGCAGUACGGAGAGAACAUGGAAAUUUAUGCUGGGAAGAAAAACAACUGGACUGGUGAAUUUUCAGCUCGUUUCCUUUUGAAGUUGCCAGUGGAUUUCAGCAAUAUUCCCACAUACCUUCUCAAGGAUGUAAAUGAAGACCCUGGAGAAGAUGUGGCCCUCCUUUCUGUCAGUUUUGAGGACACCGAAGCCACUCAGGUGUAUCCCAAGCUGUACUUGUCACCCCGAAUUGAACAUGCACUUGGAGGCUCCUCAGCUCUUCAUAUCCCAGCUUUUCCAGGAGGAGGAUGUCUCAUUGAUUAUGUGCCUCAAGUAUGCCACCUACUCACCAACAAGGUGCAGUAUGUGAUUCAAGGGUACCACAAAAGAAGGGAGUAUAUUGCUGCUUUCCUCAGUCACUUCGGCACAGGCGUCGUGGAAUAUGAUGCAGAAGGCUUUACAAAACUCACUCUACUGCUGAUGUGGAGAGAUUUCUGUUUUCUUGUGCACAUUGACCUGCCCCUGUUUUUCCCUCGAGACCAGCCAACUCUCACAUUCCAGUCUGUCUAUCACUUUACCAACAGUGGACAGCUUUAUUCCCAGGCCCAAAAAAAUUAUCCAUACAGCCCCAGAUGGGAUGGAAAUGAGAUGGCCAAAAGAGCAAAAACAGAGACCAACCGUGAUGGGGAGGAAUCCAGCUCUGCCUGCCGCCCAGGCAGCCUCUCCAAAUUGCGUAGGGCUUAUUUCAAAACCUUUGUCCCUCAGUUCCAGGAGGCAGCGUUUGCCAAUGGAAAGCUCUAGGAAACACCAGUCUUGAGAGGUGGCCAGCCAGACUGCUGUGUCCACAUGCGUGUCAGCACAUAUGGCCGCUUCCUGGAAGCCGCUUGGAACGCCUUCAUGGUAGCGUUCUGCGCACACAGCAGCUUUGCACGCCCCGCCUGGAGCCCAGACUGAAGCGGGCUGGCGCUAACCUGGAUCCUCGAGCCCCCACCGCUGGUCGCUCCCUCUUUGUUUCCUUCAGUAUACUUCUUAGUUGGAAGAAAUAAAAUCAAAUUCUGACACAGUAUUUUUCCAGGGAAAGUAAGACAUCACAAAUGCACACACCCUUAUUCCAGGAAAGCCUUUGUCUCUGAGACCGUGUUUAAGUCUUAAGAUGAAACCCCCCUUUGCUUUUAUU
Messenger RNA from Odobenus rosmarus divergens (Pacific walrus), 1851 nucleotides. It is a transcript of the gene BABAM2, whose product is annotated as brain and reproductive organ-expressed (TNFRSF1A modulator). Bases 252 to 1475 code for a protein of 407 amino acids. Gene Ontology annotation, cellular component: BRISC complex; BRCA1-A complex. Gene Ontology annotation, biological process: double-strand break repair. Lineage: Eukaryota; Metazoa; Chordata; Mammalia; Carnivora; Odobenidae. The record is from RefSeq and is a predicted model, not a curated record. The transcript has 13 exons.